GUGUUCGGUACAUUAAAGGACCUUAAUUUUCUCUUCUUUGGACGUGGGUUUGCCAUUUCAAGAAAUAUCCCUACAAAAAUCAUAUGAAUUUCUAUUGAAUCCUUAGUAAUUUGAGAGAUAUAAUGUGGAAGAAACAAAAGAAUGGAGUCAGUGGAGUUGGAAGAAGAAGAAAUCCUUCUUCUCUCUAUUUUGCCCACUAAAGAUGCGGUCACAUCAUGUGUUCUCUCAAAGAGGUGGCAUUAUUUCUGGACUUACUAUUUAUAACUUCCUUUUCAUUGAUCGAAAUUACAACAAUGUCCAAAAUUUCAUAUCCUUUGUAGACCACGUUUUAAUUCAUUCCACUUGUUCCAAAAUAAAAAAAAAUCUAACUCGAUUUUCUCACAGAGACUGGAAAUUUGAUUCGAAAAUGAGCAAAUGGAUCAGUUUUGCUGUGGAAAACAAAGUGGAAGAUGUUGUGUUACCUUCAUGUCUAUUUGCUCACGAUAUCACUUACGUAUUGCCUCUAUGUAUGUACACUUAUUCGUCACUGGUUACAUUAAAUUUGAGAUGUUGGGUGUUUGAUGAAGAAAUGGUCAUAGCUUCGAACUCUCUAAAGAGCGUAAAGCUGGACUCGACAACGUUAGAACAUGACUAUAUUGUUAAAAUACUGUCAAGUUGUCCUUUAGAAGAUGACUAUAUUGUUAAAGUACUGUCAAGUUGUCCUACUUUGGAAACUAGCGAGCUGUCAUUUUGCGAGGGUUGUCAUCGUCUAGCAAUUAUGUCUUCAAGUUUAUUAUGUCUUCAAUUUUAAGGAGACUUACGUUGAAAAACCAUUUGCAGCUUUCCUUCGAAGGAGAUGAGUAUUUGGAAAUUUUUGCCCCAUAUCUUCAGCAUUUAGAUAUUUCAGGAAAUCUUGGGACAUCUCGAGAUUAGGCUAGUAAAUGUCUCCUCUUUGGUUAUUGCCGGCCUCACUUUUAGCUUGGCUUACUUUUACUAUUUUAGCUAGAACAAAUACUUAAAAAUACCUUUUUAUUUUACCCAAAUACUUCAAUAGUGCUUAUAAGGUAUUUUGCCUGAAAAGCACCUAAAAUAAGCUUAAUCCAAACAGGCUCCAAUUUCUAUUGAAUUCACAAAAUCCUUUCCCUCUUGAAAUAUGGUUUCAUGCCAUUCCAGCAAAAAUGUUACAAGUAGUUCGAAAUAUUCAAUGUCGAAAAAACAAAAAAACGAAGUCACUGAAACCCUAGACGAUCGUCUCAGUCGGUUGCCAGACGAAGUCCUUGUACAAAUUCUAUCUCUUUUGCCGACGAAAGAUGCCGUCUCAUCAUGUGUUCUCUCAAAGAGGUGGCGUCGUAUCUGGACUUCUAUUGAUAACUUCAUUUUCAUUAAUCGAAAUUACAGCAAAGUCAAAAACUUCAUAUCCUUUGUCGACCACGUUAUAACUCAGUCCACUUGCUCCAAAAUAAAAAAAUUCCAAUUCGAUUUUGAUCGAAGUAACCGGGAAUUUAAUUCCAAAAUCAGCCCAUGGCUCAGUUUUGCCGUGCAAAACAAAGUGGAAGAUGUUGUGUUACAUUCAUUUGAUGACAAUCUCACUUACGAAUUGCCUCUAUGCAUGUACACUUGUUCAUCAUUGAUUACACUGAAAUUGAGCGGUUGGGUGUUUGAUGAAGGAACGGGCAUAGCAUGGAGCUCUCUAAAGAGCCUAACGCUGCACUUAACAGAGUUAGAAGACAGUAAUAUUGCGAAAUUAUUGUCAAGUUGCCCUGCUUUGGAAACCAUGGAGCUUUCAUUUUGCGAGGGUUGUCGUCAUCUAGAAAUUACUUCUUCAAAUUUAAAGAGACUAACGUUGACAAACCUUUCUGUCGCCGUAGAUGAUUAUUUGGAAAUUUUUGCCCCAAAUCUUCAGCAUUUGGAUAUUUCAGGAAAUCUUGGACAUAUUGAGAUUAGGCUAGUAAAUGUCUCUUCUUUGGUCAUUGCCAGCCUCACUUUUAGAUUGAGUUGUAUCAAUGAAGAGUGGGAGGAAGAUGAUAUUGAGGAAGACAGUUGCUAUGAUUAUCAUCAAGGUAUCAGAAACCUUAUUUUGGUCCAUCUUCAAAAGUUGAGUUAUGUGACUGAGCUAAUAAUUGGAGGAUGGUUUGCAGAGGUCGUGUUCAUGAUGAAACUUGACGGAGUGAUGCUUCCAGAAUUGAGAUGCAAAAGUCUAACUCUAAAGUUGCAUGUAUCGGAGCAUAAUCUGUAUGGAAUAGCCAGUCUUUUGCACACAUCGCCUCAUUUGGAGUCACUCAACAUACACAUCGAAUCUCAGUUUAAUGAUUCCUCCUCCUGCCAGCUUGAGCUAGGCUAUUUUGCCGAAGUAGAUAACAUCAAUUUGCCGAGUUGGAUCCCAAACACUGUGUUUCCCAAUCUUAAGAAUGUUAAGAUUGUCGGCUGCCCAAGAGAAUGUUUGAAGGAUUGGUCUGAAGGGGGCUUUUGUAAGCUUUUGGAACUUUUGAAGUUUCUACUAAUGAAUGCAGUGGCUUUGCAGAAGCUUGUUAUCGUAGCAAAGAGGAGAAAGUGCUGUUAUUGUUCAGAGAGCUGCGUGUCCCGACAUUUAUCACAAUUGGCUAAGAAAUUGUUAGACACCCCAAAAUCAUCAAAAAAUUCUGUGAUUAUUUACCAAGAGUUUGCUUAGCAUAACCAGACUGGAAGUUGUGUUGUUUCGGCAUACUAGAAAUGUUACCUUAUAUUUUAGCUUUUGAUUUA
This is a messenger RNA of Lycium barbarum (goji berry), 2718 nucleotides long. Its product is annotated as F-box protein At5g03100-like. The transcript has 3 exons. Bases 1133 to 2647 code for a protein of 504 amino acids. The record is from RefSeq and is a predicted model, not a curated record. NCBI's taxonomy places the organism in Eukaryota, Viridiplantae, Streptophyta, Magnoliopsida, Solanales, Solanaceae. Gene Ontology annotation, molecular function: protein binding.